CUGACCGGUUUGAAUCGAGCAGCGCAGUGUUGUGUAUGUGGGCCGUUGGAUUUAUUAGCGUCCGGUAGCUGCAUAGGGAUAUGAAACAAAAAUGACCGAAGAAUCUGCGGUCAAAGUCUGUGUUAGGGUUCGACCCCUUAUUACACGUGAGGAGGGAGAGAAUGCCGAGCCUGUACAGCUGUACUGGAAGGCUGAUCAGCAGGCCAUCCAUCAGGUUGACGAUGAUGGCAACAUGACCAAAAGUUUUAGCUUUGAUCGGGUUUUUAGUGCCGAAGAAUCCACCAAUCAGCUCUAUCAAGGCAUCGCCAAACCCCUGGUGGUGUCCACUGUAGAAGGAUACAAUGGAACUAUAUUUGCGUAUGGACAGACUUCCUCUGGAAAGACUUUUACAAUGAUGGGCAGCGAGCACAACCCUGGCGUGAUCCCACUGGCCAUGGCGGAUGUUUUUCAUACAAUCAAAAAUUGUCCAAAGAAAGAGUUUCUUCUGCGUGUGAGCUACAUGGAAAUUUACAACGAAACAGUCACGGAUCUCCUGUGCGACAGCUGGAAAAGAAAACCGCUGGAAAUCCGCGAAGGCAACUACAAAAACGUCUACGUGGCCGAUUUGACCGAGGAGCUGGUGACGACUCCAGAACAAGCACUGGCCUGGAUCCGGAAAGGAGAAAAAAACCGACAUUACGGGAAAACCAAAAUGAACCAGAGGAGCAGUCGCUCUCACACCAUCUUCCGCAUGAUCUUGGAGAGCAGAGAGAGAAGCGACCCAGUGUCUGGAGAAAACGCAGACGGCGCCAUCAUCGUGUCCCAUUUGAACUUGGUGGAUCUCGCAGGGGCUGAACGUGCGAGUCAGACUGGAGCAGAGGGGGCCCGUUUGAAAGAGGGAUGCAAUAUCAAUCGCAGUCUUUUUACCCUGGGACAAGUCAUCAAGAAACUGUCUGAUGAGAGCCAGAAGGGUUUCACAAACUACAGAGACAGCAAGCUGACCCGCAUCCUCCAGAAUUCUCUGGGUGGCAACGCCAAAACGGUUAUCAUCUGCACCAUCACACCUGCAACUGUGGAUGAAACUGUGAGCACUUUGCAGUUCGCCAGUGCGGCGAAGCGCAUGAAGAACGACCCCCAUGUCACUGAGGUCUCGGACGACGGUGCGCUUCUCAGAAGAUACCGCAAUGAAAUCGUGGACCUCAAGCGUCGCCUCCAAGAGGUUUCGUCAGUCACCAAAACAACUGUGAACGAGAAGGAGACACUGUUCCAGCUCCUACAGGAGAAAGACCAACUCCAGAGAGAUCAGGAAGAUCGAAUAAGGAACCUAACGAAGCUUUUGGUAACGGCUUCGAAUGUGGUCCCUGUGCACAAGAUUCCCAAAAGGAGAGUGACCUGGGGCGGAAAGCUCAUCAGAUCAGCUCACUUGAUGUCGGACGAAUACGGAGCCCCUGAAUUGAGCUUUGCUGAACCUUUUUUCAAAAAGAGGAAAGCCGAUCUUACUGUGACCGAGGAGAGCGAAGACAUGGAGGAAUUCUCAAUUUCAGGUUUUGAUGCCGAGGACACCUCUCUAGACCUGGAAAUGAACCAGAGUAAUGUUACUAUGCGCAGCUCUGCCGAUGGCUCACCCCAGCUCAUGUUUCGAGUCGAACGCUUGGAGCGUCAGUUGGAGAGAGAAACCCAGGAGAAGCACAUGGCUGAAGAGAAGAGCGUGGCGCUGGAGCAGAGGACCCACGAGCUCGAGAAACAACUGCAGACUCUGGAGCAACAGAUGGAGACGACCGUGCAGGAAAAACUGAGUGCUGAGCAGAGGUGUUCCUCACUGGAGCUGAAGAUCGUAGAACCUUCCGAGCCAGAGAAGGACACCAAAGCCUGCGAGCAGUAUCUCGCAGAAGCCGUCCAGCUGUGUCACACACUGAGCUCUGAGAGGGAGGUGAUCUCUGCCGAACGGGACACGCUGAAGGAAAGAGUCGAGCUCCUGAUUCAGGAUAUCAUGAAACUCAAGCAAGACAACGAGGCACUGCUGAACGACAAAGAGACUCUCCUGAGAGACAUUGAAGAACGCAAAGACGCAGAGGAGUUUGAGAACCUGGAGAAGGAGAGCAAGAAAGACUAUGAGCGAGAGUUAGAGGCCAAGAUUUCAGCUUUGAAAACCACUUCAACAGAUGCUGAAGAUCUGGUCCAAAAGCUGAAGUCUGAUCUGGAGCUGAUGUCAGGAGAGCUGAAAAAGAAGAACGACUUGGUGGCUGACCUGCAGACUUUGAACGGUAAGGACCUUGUUCAGGAGGUAACCCAGCUACGUCGAUCGCUAGACGAUGCAGAGGGGCUCAGUUUGGAAACCAAAAAAGAGUGGGCUUUCCUGCGCAGUGAGAACCUCGCCCUUAAAGAAAGAGACGCGACUUUGGGCGUUCAGUACAGCCAAAUGGAGAACGAGGUGAAAUCCCUGCGGAGCCAACUAGAGCACGAGAAAUCCCGUUUCAAAAAAAUGCAGGCUGACCUCCAGAGAGAGCUUCUCGGGGCUUUUGAUGAGAACACCAAGCUCACUGCUCUUCUGGAUGGAAAAGUUCCUAAAAAUGUACUUGAUAAUCUGACGUUGGAGAAAACCGUUGCCGAAUUAAAGAAAGAACUUGAGAAGAGCCAGGAGAGUGAAAGAGCUCUGCAAAGCAAAAUCGAAGAAUUAAAAGCCCUAGAGGAACUUCCAGCUAAAGUGGAUGAUUUGUUGAGACAGGUGUGUGAGCUCACAGGUGAGCUUUACUCUGUACAAGAGGAGCGGGACAAUCUUGUCUCUGCUCAGACAAUCGCCACUGAGGACCAUGAAAGACUGAAAGGGGAGGCUGUGAAGGCCCAGGCAGAUCUUGAGAAAAUCCAGAAGGAUUUGGCUGAUGCAGAACUCAAGGAAAUUCAGCACACUGAGACCGCACAGCAACUCUCAACAGUCCAGACAAACCUGGAAUCCCUUUUGGAGGAGAACAGGAGUCUUCUCAGUGCCUUGGAGGAAGCUAAACAGAAGUCUGUGCAGUUGGUUGAGGAACUGGAAUCACUUGGUUGUGAAAGAGAGAGGCAUCUUUUAGAGUUGACCACCAUAACUGAAGAGAGAAACCAGCUCCAGGAAGCAAUUUGUAGUAAAGAAUCUGAGCAAGCACAGAAUGUUCAGUCCCUUCAACUAGAGCUGCAGGCUCUUAAGGAGGAGAGAGAUCAACUAAAGACCGACAUGGAGGAAAAUGUGGAACUGAUGAUUGAAAAUCAAGAACAAUUGAGGGCAGCUCUGGAGGCGACCAAAGCGCAAGAGGUGAAAAUACUUCAUCUGGAGGCGGAAAACGCUCAACUGGAGUCCCGACUGUCGGAUACAGCUGAAAACAGUGCUGUGGAGGACCUGCAAAUUCAGGUGAAGCAGCUGAAAGAGGAUCUGGAGGCAGCGCACGCUGAAAGAGACAAUGAGAGAGCUCUCGACUCGGAGUCGGAGAGGAUGCAGAGCACGAUCGGCUCUCUGACUGAAGAGCGAGACCAGCUUCAAGAGAUUCUGCAAGGACUAAGAGAAGAGAAAAGCCAGUUGAAGAGUGAAAUCGAGGCAAAAGAUGAGAUGAUCAUCCGUUUCCAGUCGGAACUGAACGAGAAGCAGUUUUCCGACUCGAAUUGCAUAAUUAAUGAGGAGAAUGCAGUUCAUCUACAACAGAUUCAGGAUCUUAAGGAGGCAGUCGAAAAGUUGACUCAGGAGAAUUCCCUACUUAAAGCAGAACUUCAGGACACGACUGACAAGCUUGGUGAGCUCUCGGAAACUCUCAAGGCUGCGCAAGACAAAAAUAGCAACUCGCUCGUCGCCCAGUCUGCCUCGAACGAAGAAAGCGCAAGACUCAAAGAUGAAUUGGAAAAGGCCCAAGAGGAACUCGUCAGGAUGGAAAGUGAAAUGAUUGAAUCACAGCUGAAGGAAGCUGAAGUCAGCCAGCAGCACAUUGAAACUGCUGAGCAGCUUGCAAAGACUCAAGCAGACCUGGAGCACUUGACUGUGGAAAAUAGCAAAUUGCUGGCAUCUUUGGAAGAAGCUAACCAAAAAACAGUGCAGCUGGAGGAAGAACUCGAUUCUCUUCAUUGUGAAAGAGAGCAGCCUUCGAGCAAGGAGAUUGAGGGAGCUUGUGAACCAGAAGUUGAGAUCCUUCGUACCACAGUUACCUCAGUGACCGAGGAGAGAAACCAGCUUCAGGAGAUUCUUCAGAGUCUGAGAGAAGAACACAGCCAGCUGAAGAAAGAUCUGGAAGAGAGCAAUGACAUGCUCAUACAGGUGCAGGAGAAGGCAACUCUGGGUGAUAUCAGUUCACAACAAGAAGCCACCUGUGUACAAGAUGAACUUCAACAACAGCUACAAGAGCAACUGGCAGCACUGACCGAGGAAAAUCAGCAGCUGAAGACAGAUGCACAGGAAAAUGUGGAAAUGAUGAUUGAGUCUCAAGCAGAAUUGAGGUCAGCACUCGCCAAUAUAAAGGAACUAGAGAGGAACAUUCGUGAGCUCGAAGGGCAGAAGGAUCGGCUAGAGUCCAAACUGACCCAGACGGAUAACAGUGAGGAGAGCAAACUUGUGGAGGGUCUGAAAAUUCAGGUUACCCAUCUGAAUGAAGAACUCAAAGCGCUUUUUGAAGAAAAGCAGCUUCUUUCUCAGAAUACUGAAGAGCUGGAGAAAGUGCAUGCAAGCAUCCGCUCUCUUACUGAGGAACGAGACCAACUUCUGGAUGUAUUGCAGGGUCUGAGAGAAGAAAAGAGCCAGAUGAAAAAUAUCUUGGAAGAGAAGGAAGACAUGAUUCUGCAGCUGAGGGAGAAUCUCGAGUCCGCUACUGCGGAGAGAGACGAGCUUCUGAACGAGCGUACCAAAGGCGCUGAUGAGGAUGCUGCACUUCGUGAGAGUGCGUCCGCUCUCUGUGAAGAACGCAACCAACUGCAGGAGAUCGUGCUGGGCCUGAGAGAGGACAAGUCCCAGAUGAGCAGUGAGCUGGAGGAGAAGACUCAUAGGCUGAUGCAGUUGAUGGGUGAGCUCCAGUCUGCUACGAUCGAAAAGGAGAACAUUCUGGCUGAGAAAUCCAAAGAGGACCUGGAUAACCAAGCAGAGUUGGAAAGGCGUCAGGUCUGCAUCGCUGCUCUGACCGAAGAGAGAGACCAGACAAAAGAGGAGAACGUACUGCUGAAGACUGAAUUGGAGGAAACCAAUGAAAAGGUAAUGCAGUUAAGAGAGACCCUUCAGUCUACAUGUGCAGAGAAAGAGCAUCUUCUAUCGGAGACCACCAAAGAGAGUCUUGCUCAAAUGGCUGAGAUCGAGCAGAUCCAGGCAGAUCUCACCCUGGUCACCCAGGAGAAAGACCAACUUCUGGAACUGCUGCAAAGCCUGAGGGAGGAGAAGAGCCAGCUAACGCAGGACCUUGAGCAGAAGAGUGAGAUGAUACAGCAUCUGAAGGAACUUCAGGCUGAAAGAGAGGGAUCAUCAAUGAAGGAAUCAUCCUGUAGCACUAACAUGAACGAGGAUGGAGAGAGUCUCCAGGAGCUCCUGCAGGGAGUGAGAGAGCUCAUCCAGGUCCAAGGCGAGCUGAAGCACCAGAAGCCACUAAGUCCUAAAGCCACCCGCAAAGCAGAGAUUCAGCAGGCCAAUCAGAUUAUGCAGGCUCUUAAGGAUGAAGUUGAGUAUUUGAGGAACGAGCGGACGUUACUCCGAAAGGAUCUUCAGGAAGCUGCUGAAACGUCAAAAGCCUAUCAGAACUUACUCCAUUCCACGAAGGAGGAGCUGAAGAAACAGCAGAAUGCUGACUCAGUGGCUCAAAGUUCUGGAAAGGACCCUCUACUUCAGCAGAUGAGCCAGUUGAAUACAGACCUUUUGUGUUUGAGAGAGCAGCUUAUGGCGAAGAACACCUCCGAGACUCAGGAUCUCAAAAUGGAGACGCAGAAUCUUCUGACCCGCAUCGCGUCGCUUGAGGAAGAAAAAGUGAACCUCCAAGAGAUGCUCGAGUCUGCCAGAGAAGAGGCGGCUAACCUGAGACGUGAUCUUCAGACAUGUGAACAAGCGAACCACAAGCUGACUGAAGAGCUUGAAAUUCUUGGAAGCAUCAAAGAGCAGCUGCUUAGCGAAAAGACCCAUGCAGAUCAGCUUCAGGAGGUUUUCCAUGGGGUCCGAGAAGAGCGAGACCAGCUCAGGAGGGAGCUAGAGGAAAAAAUCGAGGAGCUGACACAUGUUGAGGAAAAGGCUGAAGGACUAGAAAAGGAAAACAAGCUGCUUGAAUCUGAAGUCAGUUCUUUAAGCCAGUCUCUUCAUGAGGUGAAUGAACACACUAACACACCAUCUAAUGGAGAAAGACUGAGGAUGAUCUCUGAGAUUGAAACCUGCAAUGAAAAACUGAAAGUUGCCUUCUUGAAGCUCCAGGUGAUCAUCGACCGUCCCAAACACAAAGACUUCCUUGCCGAUGGCAAUAGUAAAGAAAAUACCGUGUUUUGUCAGCUGUUACCAUUUAUUCCGAUGUCCCAUCGAGCUGCUUUCACAUGUCUGACUUCCAAAACAAGUCAGCUUGAUGACCUGCUUAGAAAAAAUGAGGUGGCCUUGCAAAGACUUGCAGCUCUGCACAUGGCCCACUUCAUGAAACAGAUUCACCGUGAUGUGGCUUCCUUCGAGGAGAGAAUGCUACACGAUGUGCUUAUUCGCCGAGCUCAGGCUCCUCAAACUCUCCAGGUGAUCCCUGCCGACUUCCAGGACAUUUGGGACCAGAGAAUGUUGGAGUUGUUGGACAAACGCAGGUGCUAUCUGCAGAACAUGAACAGCAUUCUGGACUUCCUGGAAGACGGUAUUGCCAAACAUGCAGUCACGCUCUCUGAGGAACUUCAUGCCCGGUCCCGUGCCGGCGAGGAGAGUAAAGCGCUGACUAGAACCGCAAGCACAGCAAGCAUAGUUCAGUUCUUGGAGCGAGAGUUUGCACGACGCGCAGCUUUGACAGACCGCCAGAGAACGUUUCGCCAAAGCAUGUUGGAUAAAUACAGCUGUGCAGUUUCUGUCCUGAAGCCCUUGGAGAAUGAGUCAAUCCAGAUACUGAAGCAGGAGAGGCGUGAGAGUCUCGCACUGCUUCCUUCUCAGAGUGGUGAGAAGCCCAAAACCGAGGCUGACCUGCUGCAGGACAAACGGCGCCUCGCCCUUCAGUUACUGCAGGCUCAAAAACAGCUCGAGGUUCUUCAAAAGGAAAUUGAGGUGCUGAAGACUCAGGCAGACAUGUCGGAUAAACAACACGCCAACAAGCUUGAAGAGCUGAGCUCUGUUUUGAAGGAGAAAGAGGAUCUCAUUCAGAGCCUACAAACAAAGCUGACUGAGGCUGAGGCUCUUGCAAAAAUUAAGAUGCCACCCAGUGCUGCUGAAAUGGAGGCCUUAAAGGAUAAACUGGUGAAGAUGGAGUUUGACCACAUCGCUGUAACGACCAGUCAUGAAAAAGAAAUAGCACAGUUACAGUCCAUGGUGGAUCACCGAGGCGACAUGAUCCGCAAGCUGAAGGAGACUCUCAGAAAAACCCAACAGCAGGAUGAGAAUUCAUUUGUAGAUGGUGAGGAACCUCAUUCGAAACCUGCCACUCAGGCCAAAACCUCAACUUGCCAUAAAGAUAAAAAGAUUGAAGAGCUGGAGAAGAAGACCGCACAAUUUGAAAGCGUGGUGAGCAAACAACAAGACGAGAUCACUAAAUGGAAAAACAGAGCAUAUAAAUUGAGGGAAAGCAAGAAAGAAGCUCCUCAUUCACCACGCACCCCAACCAAGCGGCCUCAGCUGUUAACAGAAAGCGAAGUGAACUCCCCUAAGAAAACGUUCCUCGACUCUCCCAAAAGCAAGUUCUUUGACGUCCAUGCUGGCACUGAUCCGAUGGCACUCAAGUGCCCAAAACAGUUCUUUGAUAACUCCAGCCUUGGAACCAUGCCAGAUGAUCCAUCUACAGAUGAUUCAUCAGAAAGUGAUGAUGACUCCAGUACAGCAGUCGGCUCUACUGACUCGAACGCAGAAAGCUGGUGGCAUAUUCCAAACUCCUCGCCAAAAAAGACCAACCUGAAUCUAGAUGCCAACGGCUGUCCAACACAGUGAUUUUCAUUUGUAAUUGUCUGUCUUUUUUUUAAAUGUUUGUCAAGUCUGUCAUUCCUUUAAGUAUCUUUAAGCGUAUGUUUGUUACACUUGUGAGGACAGUUCAGUUCCACAAGUUUUCAGAAUAAAGUCUAUCUACUAGAAUCA
Molecule: messenger RNA, 8200 nt
Organism: Silurus meridionalis
Lineage: Eukaryota; Metazoa; Chordata; Actinopteri; Siluriformes; Siluridae
Gene: cenpe
Product: centromere protein E
Exons: 57
Coding region: 92-8056 (2654 amino acids)
Biological process (GO): mitotic cell cycle; microtubule-based movement
Cellular component (GO): microtubule
Molecular function (GO): ATP binding; plus-end-directed microtubule motor activity; microtubule binding
Source: RefSeq, a predicted model, not a curated record